CAUCAAACGCAAAAACACAGUCAUCCUCUCCGACCCUGAUUCUGACUCAGACGGGGACGCCAAACCCUCACCCCCUCCAAAGAAGAAAGCCGCCGUAUCGACCACUCCGUCAUCCAGUAAACCAAAAGCGCAGGCCAAGCCUACGCCGUCCAAAUCUACAUCCAAACCUAAAGCUCUGUCAAAGUCUGCGUCAAAAUCAAAGAAAUCGUUCGAUGACGAUUAUGAGGACGAAGACGGCGACGUUGUUGAUGGUGACGAUGACGAUUAUAUGGAAGUGGAAGACGACGAGCCCGUGCCCGCGCCGAAGAAGAAGACGCCCGCGAAGCCGAGGGCGAGUACGGGUUCUACGAAGAAGACCGAGGCGUCAUCGUCAAAAACUAAGCCAGCGAAGGAGAAAGCAGAUGCAAAAGAGAAGGAGAAGGAGGCGAAGACAGAGGAGCCCGCGAAACCGAAACCCAACUGGGCCGCCAUCAGAGCCGCCCGCCUCGCAGGGCCCGUUGCCCCAGGCUCCAAGGCCGUCCCCGAACCGGCUUCACCGGAUUGUCUGGCUGGGUUAUCGUUCGUGUUCACGGGUGAACUGUCGGCGUUCUCGAGGGACGAGGCUGUUGAUCUGGCGAAGCGGUUUGGAGGUCGUGUCGUCGCCCAACCCUCCUCCAAAACCAACUUCGUCGUUCUCGGCUCCAACGCGGGCCAGUCCAAACUCAAUGCCAUCGCCAAACAUCAGCUCAAGACUCUUUCGGAGGACGAGUUCCUCGAGCUGAUAGCGACGAGGGAAGGCCCGAGCGCGGGCGGUGAGGAGGACGAGAAGGCGAAGAAGAAGAGGGAGAAGGAGAUGAAGGCAAUUAGGGAGAGUGCGAAGGAGAUGGAGAGGAGAGAGAAGGUCGUUGAGAAAGGGAAGGGUACGGGGUCGGGGUCUGGAGGUGCGAAAGUCGUGGACGCGAAGACACAGCUUUGGACGGAUCGGUACGCGCCGCAGACGCUGAAAGAGAUAUGCGGCAAUAAGGCCCAGGUAGAGCGGUUGCAGAAUUGGUUGAGUUCCUGGCCAAACUCCUUGAAAGCAAACUUCAAAAAACCGGGCAAAGACGGGAUGAAUAUCUUCCGCGGCGUCAUGCUCUCCGGUCCUCCCGGGAUAGGCAAGACUACGAGCGCCCAUCUCGUUGCGAAACUCGCGGGGUUCACGCCGAUCGAGCUGAAUGCGAGUGAUACAAGGAGUAAGAAGCUCGUUGAGAACAGCACAAACAUCACGAAUACUUCUUUGGAUGGAUGGAUGGGCGGUGGCGAGAUGAUGAACGCGGCUGGGAUACCGAUCACAGACAAGUCCUGUCUCAUCAUGGACGAGGUAGACGGGAUGUCUGCUGGAGAUCGGGGUGGUGUUGGGGCCUUAGCGGCGUUGAUCAAGAAGACCAAGAUUCCGAUUAUAUGUAUCGCAAACGACAGGUCAGCGCAGAAGAUGAAGCCGUUGACGAACGUUACUUUCGAUCUUAAGUUCCGCAAACCGGACGCUGCAGCUAUCCGCUCUAGGAUGCUCACCAUCGCCUUCAAAGAGAAGAUGAAGAUCCCAGCGAACGUGAUCGACCAGCUCGUCACCGGCGUCAACUCCGAUAUUCGUCAAGUGUUGAAUAUGCUUUCAACGUGGAAGCUUUCAAGCAGUACGAUGGACUUUGACGAGGGCAAGUCGCUGGCGAAAAUGAAUGAGAAAUACGCGGUGAUGACACCGUUCAACAUUAUCCAGAAGAUGCUCGGGCCUUACAUGUUUGGGCCGACUUCGAGGGAGACGCUGGGCGAUAAAAUGGAGCUUUAUUUCCAGGAUUAUUCGUUUGUGCCUCUGUUCGUCCAGGAGAAUUAUCUGAAGACGACCCCGGUGCGGGCGAGGAACGAAGAGGGGCCGAUGAAAGAAUUGAAGGUGUUGGACCUGAUGGAGAAGGCUUCGGAGUCGAUAUCAGAUGGGGAUUUGGUGGAUGCGCUGAUCCAUGGGCCCGAACAACACUGGACGCUCAUGCCCACCCAUUCCGUCCUCUCUACUGUUCGACCCGCUUCGUUCCUUUAUGGACCUGGACAGGGAUAUGCAGGGCCUAAUGCCAUGUCGUUCCCUCAAUGGCUUGGCCAGAACUCGAAGCAGAACAAGCUCAGUCGACAACUGGGCGAUAUUCAGAUCCACAUGCGGCUCAAGGUCUGCGGCGACAAGAACGAAAUUCGACAGAGUUACGUCCCGGCACUGUUCCCGCAUAUUGUGCAGCCGCUUAUGGAUCGUGGUGCGAGCGCGGUAGAAGGCGUGAUUGAUUACAUGGAUGAGUAUUACCUAUCCAGAGAAGAUUUCGACACGCUCGUGGAAGUUGGCGUUGGAGAAAGACGCGAGGCUGUCGUCGGGAAAGAGAUCUCGGCGGCCACGAAGACGGCGUUGACGAAGAAGUAUAAUGCCAGAGAGCACCCUAUACCGUUCCAUAAAGCCCAAGAUCUGGGCAAGAUACCGAAGAAACUACAAGGCGGCCCGGCACCAGAUCUCGAAGAGGCCUUCGACGUUGAGGAUGUGGACGAACCCGAGGAGCCAAAAGGAUCGCAGGAAGACGAUAGUAUCGAGAACGACAAGAUGAUCAAGCAGGCUGGCGCGAAAGCAAAGAAAGCAACCACGGCGGACACGAAGGGCAAGGGGAAGGCAUCGGGAGGGGCGAAGGGGAAAAAGUGAGGUCCAUAGCUAU
This is a messenger RNA of Stereum hirsutum FP-91666 SS1, 2696 nucleotides long. RefSeq names its product DNA replication factor C large subunit. Gene Ontology annotation, biological process: DNA replication; DNA repair. The record is from RefSeq and is a predicted model, not a curated record. Gene Ontology annotation, cellular component: nucleus; DNA replication factor C complex. The coding region runs from base 269 to 2683 and encodes 804 amino acids. Gene Ontology annotation, molecular function: DNA binding; ATP binding; ATP hydrolysis activity. NCBI's taxonomy places the organism in Eukaryota, Fungi, Basidiomycota, Agaricomycetes, Russulales, Stereaceae. The transcript has 16 exons.